AUGAUGGACCGGCCACCGUUCUUCUGUACGACGAGAAAAUCACACGAGCCAGCCAAUAAACAGACGCACGAGCCUGCUGCAGUCAUGCCCAGGGGCGCGAAAGUUUUGCAAUGGCUGUCUAAUGUCUGUCUAUCUGUCUUCGCGCCCUAAAUACCCAGCAGACUCGAGCCCAUUUCACCAUCUCGGCACCAAAUUGCAAACUAAAACUUGCGCACAACAAGUAACAUUUUGCCCGAGCUGUCCCAACCGCUACCUUUGCAAUCCGUGGUCGGUGUCUCGAGAUAGCACACCUUUUGUGCAAAUAUAUAUGUCACAUGGACGCAUCCCCACGUCAUUUUUGUUUUCUUUUGGGCAACAAACUACACGCACGCAAGAAACCACGAAGCACUGCCGUGCUGCACACAUUGCUGCUGCUACUGGCAAGACACGCACUACACAGAGACAGGGAACAUGGACAAGGGGGGCGGGACACACACACAUACUGCUGUUAGCGACGGCGGAGGAAGCGGGGAACGUUUGGUUGGUCUGGGGUUCAUCGCUGAUGAUGUUGUUGUUGUUGUUUCCGUUGUUUGUUGUUGUUGUUCAACGCUGCCGGCCUUUUUUUCGCCUUUUUUUCUCUGGAGAGAGAGGGAGUCCCACCAACCAGCGUGUGUUGCACACACCACACAGCGAGAGCGGGACGGGAGCAGGGUAUGCCCUAUACUACUACUGCUGCUAGCUUUCGGCCGAGGAAGCGAGAGGAGAGAUAUUGAUUGGGUCUCUGUGGGUCCAUCGGUUGGUUGUUGUUAUUGUGUUGCGACGCGGCGGGAGGGAGCGGCCUCUCUUUGCUCUGGAGAGAGGCACACAUACAUCACAGCACGGGACCACUUACACAUCACGCUCGUUCCUAGAC
Molecule: messenger RNA, 892 nt
Organism: Ectocarpus sp. CCAP 1310/34
Lineage: Eukaryota; Phaeophyceae; Ectocarpales; Ectocarpaceae
Source: the annotation of a GenBank genome assembly